Drosophila arizonae is the source of this 614-nucleotide messenger RNA. RefSeq names its product trafficking protein particle complex subunit 2-like protein. Gene Ontology annotation, biological process: endoplasmic reticulum to Golgi vesicle-mediated transport. NCBI's taxonomy places the organism in Eukaryota, Metazoa, Arthropoda, Insecta, Diptera, Drosophilidae. The record is from RefSeq and is a predicted model, not a curated record.
UUCACACAGAGCGUCGACACCUGAUUACUAACAGCUGUUCGGGUAAAGUAAAUAAAAUAUAAACAAAUUCUUCACAAUGGCAUUUUGUAUUGCUGUAAUUGGCAAAGACAAUGCUCCGCUGUACUUGGCCACAUCGGAUGUGGAGCGUGAGCUGGAUCUGCAAUAUCAUGUUCAUGCGGCACUCGACGUUGUAGAGGAGAAAUGUGUAAUUGGCAAAGGAGCUCCCGAGUCUAAGGAACUCUAUUUGGGUCAACUGUUUUCAACAGAGAACCAUAAGAUUUAUGGCUUUGUCACUAACUCCAAAAUCAAGUUUAUUGUUGUCAUUGACUCCAGCAACAUUGCACUGAGAGAGAACGAGGUGCGCGCGAUAUUUCGUAAUUUGCACAUGCUUUACACGGAUGCUGUGUGCAAUCCUUUUUACAUUCCGGGCGAGCAAUUGACAUUUAAAAAAUUUGACCGAGCAGUGCAGAAACUAAUGAGUGGCAAUGUAUAAUGCUGUAAAAGAAGAGAGGAUCGGAGAUGAGGAAAGCAAUGAAUAGGAUAAGAGAAAAGAAGGAAGAGGGAAGGAGAAGUUUACUUCCGAGCACUGAUUAAGAGAAACGUGUCUUGGAGUA